Messenger RNA from Rasamsonia emersonii CBS 393.64, 3012 nucleotides. Its product is annotated as Calcium-transporting ATPase. The coding region runs from base 1 to 3012 and encodes 1003 amino acids. The record is from RefSeq and is a predicted model, not a curated record. Gene Ontology annotation, biological process: intracellular calcium ion homeostasis; calcium ion transmembrane transport. The transcript has 5 exons. Lineage: Eukaryota; Fungi; Ascomycota; Eurotiomycetes; Eurotiales; Trichocomaceae. Gene Ontology annotation, cellular component: membrane. Gene Ontology annotation, molecular function: ATP hydrolysis activity; P-type calcium transporter activity; ATP binding.
AUGGAGCAGUCGUUUGCUUGCUCGUCCGCGGAGGUGCUGCGGCAUUUCCAGGUCACCGAGGAAGCAGGGCUGUCGCAGGACCAGGUCCUGCAGGCGAGACAAAAGUACGGGCCAAAUGCUCUUGCGGAAGAGGAGUCCACGCCGCUAUGGAAGCUCGUGCUCGAGCAAUUCCAGGACCAAUUGGUCUUGAUCCUCCUUGCGUCUGCCGCAGUAUCUUUUGUGCUGGCGCUGUUUGAGGGCGCUGAUGACUGGACUGCCUUUGUCGACCCGAUAGUGAUCUUGACCAUCCUGAUCCUCAAUGCCAUCGUCGGCGUGUCCCAGGAAAGCAGGGCGGAGAAGGCAAUCGCCGCCCUCCAGGAAUAUUCGGCCAACGAGGCCAAGGUGAUUCGCAACGGUACGCUACAACGAAUCAAGGCGGAGGAACUGGUUCCGGGUGAUAUCAUCAGUGUGGCCGUGGGUGAUCGCGUUCCGGCGGACUGCAGACUGCUCUCCAUCCAGAGCAACAGCUUCCGUGUCGACCAGGCCAUCUUGACCGGCGAGAGUGAAAGCGUGAGCAAGGACACCCGGGUUGUCAAAGACCGCCAGGCCGUCAAGCAGGACCAGACCAACAUGCUCUUCUCGGGAACCACCGUCGUGGCCGGUCACGCUACGGCCAUUGUCGUCCUGACUGGUGCCUCGACCGCGAUCGGAGGGAUCCAUGAGAGCAUUACGUCCCAGAUUUCGGAGCCCACGCCUCUCAAGCAGAAACUGAAUGAUUUCGGUGACAUGCUCGCCAAGGUGAUCACGGUUAUUUGCGUCCUCGUCUGGCUGAUCAACAUCGAACACUUCAACGAUCCGGCUCAUGGCGGGUGGGUAAAAGGCGCCGUCUACUAUCUCAAGAUCGCCGUGUCUCUGGGUGUGGCCGCCAUCCCCGAAGGCCUGGCCGUCGUCAUCACCACUUGCUUGGCCCUUGGAACCCGCAAGAUGGCGGCAAAAAACGCCGUCGUCCGGUCUCUGCCCUCCGUCGAAACCCUUGGAAGCUGCAGCGUCAUCUGUUCUGAUAAGACAGGAACUCUGACCACCAAUCAAAUGAGCGUGGAAAAGAUUGUCUAUCUGGACAGCUCCGGACACGGGCUGGAGGAAAUCGACGUUGAGGGCACCACCUUCGCUCCGGAGGGCCGGUUGAAGCAGAAGGGCAAAGUCUUGGAGAACCUUGCCUUUUCGUCCUCAACUGUCAGGCAGAUGACUGAAGUCCUCGCCCUUUGCAAUGAAGCGACCUUGUCCUACGAUGCAAAGACCGGAUCUUACUCAUGUAUCGGUGAGCCUACGGAAGGCGCCUUACGGGUCCUCGUGGAGAAGAUUGGAACGGAAGAUCCUGCUCUCAACCAGCGUCUGAGAAGCCUUCACCCGUCAGAAAGGCUCCAUGCGGCCAGCAAGCACUACGAAUCCCGCCUGCCGUUGAAGGCGACGUAUGAAUUCUCGCGGGACCGGAAAAGCAUGUCGGUCCUGGUCGGUGAGGGGAAGGAACAAAAGCUUCUCGUCAAAGGCGCCCCGGAGUCGAUUCUGGAGCGCUGCUCACAUGUGCUCCUGGGUUCGGAUGGACCACGCGUGCCUCUGACUAAAACCCAUAUCGACUUGAUCUCCGAAGAGGUGGUCGAAUACGGCAACCGAGGCCUUCGUGUGAUCGCGGUCGCCAGCGUCAACGACAUCGCGGCCAACCCUCUGCUGCGCACGGCCCAGACGUCGGAGGAGUACGCCCAGCUCGAACGGGGCAUGACUCUGAUCGGCCUCGUCGGGAUGCUCGACCCUCCUCGCCCGGAAGUUGCCGGUUCUAUUCGCAAAUGCCGCGAAGCCGGCAUUCGGGUGAUUGUCAUCACGGGAGACAACCGCAACACCGCCGAGUCCAUCUGUCGGCAGAUCGGGGUCUUUGGUCCGGAUGAGGAUCUUCAGGGCAAGAGUUUCACCGGUCGAGAGUUUGACAGUCUGACGGAGAGCGAGCAGCUCGAGGCGGUCAAGACCGCGUCCCUGUUCUCUCGAACGGAGCCGGCACACAAGUCGAGGCUGGUUGACCUGCUUCAGUCGGUGGGCCAUGUUGUUGCCAUGACUGGGGAUGGAGUCAACGACGCCCCGGCCCUGAAGAAAGCGGACAUUGGUGUGGCCAUGGGGACUGGAACCGAUGUGGCCAAGCUUGCGGCGGAUAUGGUGCUCGCCGACGACAACUUUGCUACGAUCGAGUCCGCCGUCGAAGAAGGCCGGUCGAUCUACAGCAACACGCAGCAGUUCAUUCGGUACCUGAUCUCUUCGAACAUUGGUGAAGUGGUGUCGAUUUUCUUGACGGCGGCCUUGGGACUGCCCGAAGCGUUAAUUCCCGUGCAGCUACUCUGGGUGAACCUCGUUACAGAUGGCUUGCCGGCUACGGCACUGUCCUUCAACCCUCCUGACCAUGACGUGAUGCGGCGGCCUCCGCGGAAACGCGACGAGGCCCUGGUGGGGAGCUGGCUCUUUUUCCGGUACUUGGUCAUUGGGACGUAUGUUGGGUUGGCAACGGUUUUUGGAUAUGCGUGGUGGUUCCUGUUCAACCCGGAGGGUCCUCAAAUUUCAUACUGGCAGCUGUCUCACUUCCACAAGUGCUCUACGGAGUUUCCUGAAAUCGGAUGCGAGAUGUUCACCAACGAGAUGUCCAAAUCGGCCUCGACGGUGUCUCUGUCCAUUCUUGUGGUGAUUGAGAUGUUCAAUGCGAUGAACGCGCUCUCGUCGAGCGAGUCACUGCUGAGCUUCCCGUUGUGGAACAACGUGAUGCUCGUGUAUGCGAUUAUUUUGUCGAUGACGCUGCAUUUCGCCAUCCUGUACAUCCCGUUCUUGCAGGGAUUGUUUUCGAUUCUGCCGUUGAAUUGGAACGAAUGGCGGGCAGUCCUAGCGAUCAGCACGCCAGUCAUUUUCAUCGACGAAGCUCUGAAAUAUAUAGAACGGCGUCUCUACGAGAAACGUGCGGCACCUUCCCAGCAGCUAGAUGGCAAAGCCAAAAAGGCAUGA